This is a messenger RNA of Microthlaspi erraticum, 780 nucleotides long. NCBI's taxonomy places the organism in Eukaryota, Viridiplantae, Streptophyta, Magnoliopsida, Brassicales, Brassicaceae. The record is from the annotation of a GenBank genome assembly.
AUGGGUUCUACGUUCGAUCCUCUUCUCACGCCCGCCGAUGAUUCCGCCGCCGUCACGCUCACACAAGACGACCUCAAGAGAAUCGCCGCCUACAAAGCCGUAGAGUACGUCGAAUCCGGAAUGGUCGUCGGUCUCGGCACUGGCUCAACCGCGAAACACGCGGUGAGUCGAAUCAGCGAGCUUCUCCGAGAAGGAAAGCUCCGGGACAUAAUCGGAAUCCCUACAUCAACCACGACGCACGUGCAGGCGAUUUCUCUCGGGAUUCCGUUAUCCGAUCUGGACUCGCACCCGGUGGUGGAUCUAUCGAUCGACGGCGCCGACGAAGUCGAUCCGGCUCUCAAUCUGGUGAAAGGACGCGGCGGAUCGCUUCUGAGGGAGAAGAUGGUGGAAGGAGCGUCUAAGAAGUUCGUGGUGAUCGUCGACGAGUCGAAGCUCGUGAAGCACAUCGGAGGAAGCGGACUCGCCGUUCCGGUGGAGGUGGUGCCGUUCUGCUGCAAUUUCACUCGGGGGAAGCUCGAGGAGCUUUUCCGGGGAGCGGGAUGCAAGGCGAAGCUCAGGGUGAAGGUCGGAUCCGGCGGCGGAGAGACGGCGGCUGUGACGGAUAACGGGAAUUACGUGGUGGAUCUGUAUUUGGAGAGGGAUAUCGGAGAUCUGGAUGCGGCGAGCGAGGCCAUUUUGAGGUUGCCCGGAGUUGUGGAGCACGGGAUGUUCCUGGGGAUGGCGACCACCUUGAUCGUCGCCGGUAAAUUCGGUGUAACCGUCAAGGAUAGGUUUGGGUAA